CAAAGUAGGGAAGACUCCAAGACAGAAAAACAAAACAGACUGCAGUCCAUUAAUGAAGUAGUAGAAAUCACUUCCAGCACUUCUCAUGGUGUUUUAAAUUGUGUGGAGGACAUUUCAGCAGAAAAACACAAGUAUCACUGAACUCAGUUCCAGAGGCUAGACUCGUGGCCAUUACAGAAUUCAUGACUGCAUCAAGUCAAGGCCACAUGGAUGUCAUAUUCAAGUACCUGAGUAAAGGGGGGAACCCUGAUGUCCAUGAUGAGUUAAAUAGAACAGCCUUACAUCUGGCAUGUUUAGAGGGACACCCCCCAGUCGUCUCAAUGCUUUUGGAACGAGGAGCAGAUAUCAACUUUCCAGACCGGCUGGGUUCUGUGGCUAUACACUGGGCCUGCAGAGGGGGGAGUCUUAGGGUGGUCCAAGCUCUCAUGUGCCAUGGCGCUGACCUCAACGUCCGAGAUAACCUAUGGAGUACCCCUUUGCAUGUGGCUACAAGAACGGGACAUAUGAUCAUUGUGGAGUAUCUCCUGUCCUGUGGAGCAAAAGUUAAUGCCACAGACUGGGAAGGAGACACAGCUCUGCAUGAUGCUGUGAGACUCAACAGAUACAAGAUUGUGAAAAUGCUCAUUCUUGCAGGGGCAGAUAUAACCCAACAGAAUAAAGAGGGGCUGACUGCAGUGCAGCAGGUCAAACAAUGGCAAUUUGACAUUUUGGAUAUACUGCACAGACUUUUGAAGCCUCAGUCACCUGCAAGUGCAUGCCAUCUUUAAUCUAACCUCAUUGUAAUCUUUUUGUCUCAGGUGUCACUGGUAUGUAUCAUCACCUUUUCUGUAAUACUCUAUAAACAUGGUCAAAUUUGAAUGCACCACAAUAUUCAUCAGAAAGCAAAUUAUUCCACUUGUUCUGUACUGAUCUCAUGUCUAAUUUGUCAUUAAGUUGUAUCAUUUUUAUUUUUAAAUCACAAAUAUUGUUUGGUUUAAACAUGUCAUGCUCCUUAAUAAUGUAAAUGUGCACUAUAAGCUGACUGAAUUCUGUAAUCCAAUGCAAAAUGUCACUUAUGCCCUUCAGUUUCUGCUCUGUUUAUGCUAGUAAAGCUGUGGGAGACUAUGUAUGUGACGUUACUGUGAGAACACAGCAUUCAUACAAAAUUGUGCAUAAUAUAGCAUAUAAUUGUAUACAUCUCAAGGCACUUGGUAAAUAGACUUGAGUAAAAAGAGCAGCAUUGCAGUAGUUGUUUCUGACACAUUGCUGGAGCUGAGGGGACCGCAUGCCUUAGCUAAAUUCAGGGAUUGAACAGGAGAUCAGGGGACAUACUUUCCUGCUAUCAUCACUGGCUCAAAUGUUUAUAAUGGUGGCUUAUUCACGCUGGACCAACGGCAUGCCGGC
Molecule: messenger RNA, 1383 nt
Organism: Boleophthalmus pectinirostris (great blue-spotted mudskipper)
Lineage: Eukaryota; Metazoa; Chordata; Actinopteri; Gobiiformes; Gobiidae
Gene: ankrd2
Product: ankyrin repeat domain 2 (stretch responsive muscle)
Exons: 8
Coding region: 183-767 (194 amino acids)
Biological process (GO): regulation of transcription by RNA polymerase II
Cellular component (GO): nucleus
Molecular function (GO): RNA polymerase II-specific DNA-binding transcription factor binding
Source: RefSeq, a predicted model, not a curated record